This is a messenger RNA of Saccostrea cuccullata (small rock oyster), 1195 nucleotides long. RefSeq names its product circularly permutated Ras protein 1-like. NCBI's taxonomy places the organism in Eukaryota, Metazoa, Mollusca, Bivalvia, Ostreida, Ostreidae. Gene Ontology annotation, biological process: COPII-coated vesicle cargo loading. The record is from RefSeq and is a predicted model, not a curated record. Gene Ontology annotation, cellular component: endoplasmic reticulum exit site; COPII vesicle coat. Gene Ontology annotation, molecular function: SNARE binding; zinc ion binding. The annotation marks the transcript as partial. The transcript is spliced from 8 exons.
GACGUACGGCUCCCAUGUCCACAGGCUAAGUGAGUUCUGUGGACAUAAGAAUGUCUCCACAGAAGUCAGAAAAGAAGAAGUUCCUCAAUCAGACACCAUAGAUUAUGCUCUCUCUGGACCAGAAGAACAAGCGGCUACAGGAACAGAAACUGACAAGAUGGAGGCCACAAAACCCGCCACAACGGGAAGUGGAUAUGUGGUGUACUGUCUGGAUAUCAGCGGAUCUAUGGGGGGUAUCACACGGCUUCCUGAACUACAAGCUGAAUGGAAGAAACAGAGAGAUGGGGAACAUGCUUCUGGCAGUAACAGUGUUACACGACUUCAGGCCAUACAAGAGGCACUCCUAAGGCAGUUAGAGAGACUGCACCUAGACAACCCAGACCGUCGAGUGAUCUUCUUAACGUUUGAAUCAAAGGUGGAAGUCUAUGGAGAUUGUUCAGAUAACACCAUACAAACUGUGCCUUCCAGCAUCCAUAACGAGUUUGAACCAUUACUGAGCUACGGAGAAAAGUAUUCCACAGAACACCAGAUCAAGCCUUUAACGGAAUCCUACCAGAAAAUAGUGACAGAAGUAAAUAAGCUAACGCCUAAGGGUUGUACCAGUCUUGGUCCCGCCCUCUCUGUUGCCAUGGGAAUUGUCAAUGGUUCCAUGGGAUCCGAGAUUAUUCUAUGUACAGAUGGAGCACCAAAUGGAGGCAUAGGCAACAUGAACAGGGAUCCCAAUUUCUAUGUGGAGGCUGGGCAAUAUGCCAAAAAGAAGAACAUCACUAUUUCUAUUCUUGCUGUGGAAGGGGAGAGAACUGGGUUAGAGAAAGUUAGCAAAUGUGCAGAUAUUUCUGGUGGUACUGUGAAUGUGCUUAAUCCCCUGGAAAUAUCCCGGCAGUUACGACUCAUCUCACAGAAUUACGUCAUUGCUACAUAUGUUACGGUCACUCUCUUUCUCCAUCCAGAGCUGGAAGUGGAUGACCCCAGAUUUCCUAAGGGCAGUAGCAAGAUAAUUAAGGAGGUGGGAAGUGCAACAAAAGAUACUGAUAUGACAUUCUCAUUUAAGUUGAAAAACCCUGGGAAAAAAUUGGACAUAGAAAAAAUACCAUUCCAGGUACAGAUUUCUUACACACUGAAGGAUGGCAGAAACAUGCUGAGAACCAUCAGUAAAUCACUGUCUACCACAGACAACAGACAAACUAUGGAGGAG